CAAAAAGUUAAGAGAGAAAAGUGCAACGCAGUGGUCAGCCUCAGUUGCAGGGGCAUUGCGUUACCUACAGGCAAUCACUGCGGUAAUAGUGUCGGGCUUGACCCCCUGAAAUUAUUGCCUUGUCUCAUUAUUUAUGCAGCGUACAGGUGAUUGCACGCGUCCGUCCACGCCAUCCGUCUGCUUUAGCUGCAUCUAGGUGAUUUGCUAGGUUUUGUGGAGACACACCGGUGUGGGUACUUAUUCGGUACUUCGGUGCCCACGCGCAUCCUUGUUUUGUUCCUUCCUCAUAUCUUCGUCUGUCUCCGCUGAAGGCAGUUGGUGCAUCGGUCCGAGCAUUUGGUGGUGGUGGUGGUGGUGCUUCUGUUUUGAUAGUUCAGACAUCUUUUCAGUUCUGAAGACCUCUUAUGGAUGUGUUGACCUUGUUGUCCGCACAGUCUAAUGCACGCUAAUAAAUGCGCAGCGGCUUGCCUGCGCAGGAACCUUUGUUGUUCGCGCUGCUUUCUGGAAAGGCGGUUGACGCAGUCAGGCCGUAUUGCCGCCAUUGGCACAUAUUCUAACCAGAACGUGAGUUAGUUCCAGAUGUGGCUGUCGAUGGGAGGGGAGAUGCUCUUGAGGAUGUCGUGACUUACCGCCAUUUGAGAGUAAAGUUUUUUGACAGCGUCGAAAUGCAUUGGAUCUGAAUGUCAAGCAUCGGUGAUGGAUCUGAAGUGGCAGAGGAAUGUGUCGGUGCCUUUUGAGUAUUCGGGUCGUCGCUCCUAAUGACAACAAAUAGAAAAGGCGAUGUCACAGUCUUUCGCAAGGAACGGAAUCAACCAUCGUGUACGGCAGAUGUGACAAUGGAGGGAUCGUCAGCGUGUGGGAUACCGGUGGCCGGCCAAAACCAACGAAUGGCUCCACUGCGGAACGAUGUACGCUACAGGAGAUGCCCACGAGUGGCAAUGACUCCUAGGGGCGGUUUCGAGCGGAGAGCAAGCGCUCUAGUGCCCCUUUCCCUUUUGGUUAUCACCUUGCUAACAAAGGCAGAAGGAAAGAGUUCCUCUAAUACAGAGGCAAAAUUCGAAUCACACGGCGCAGCCCAGUUUUCUCCGUUGACUGUUGUGAACCAACCACCAGCAGAGCCUUUGUCUGCGGCUGUAGAACAUGCUGUGAAUAAUUCAAACGACCCGUCAGGUUCGCAUGAUCCUUUGCUGCUUAACGACGGUGUUGACUCAGAUGAAGGAUCUCGUCCUUCCAGACAGGAGCACGAAGAGGCCGAUGGAUGGGGCCAGUUUGGCAGCCGGCACCUUGCUGAUGUAACACAGAGUGGUAAACAGCCACAGUCGGAAGACAUUCAGAGCGGGUCGCAGGCUGGUGUCGCCAACCACUUGUCGCUUGCCGUCGGUAAUUCAUCGUCUGUGAAGAAAGAGGACGUCGAACAAGGAAUGUCGGACGAGACCGAGUUUGAGCCGAGCCACAGUGACCCCGUGGGUAAAAGACACCCGCGGCGUCUUCGAGGGGAAGGUGCUGCUGCAGAGGCAGCAGACGCGGUGAGGCAACUCUCCGUCGAACCUUCGUCCGUCAGUGAUCCUCCUUCACACCCUCAGUUCGGCGUAGAACAAGAAAGUGAGUUUGUUACAGGUGCCGAGAAGCGCCCUCCUCCCACGGCUGUGCCGGUGGCAACAACGAGAGCAGUGCAACCCGUUGGCAUCGGUGUUUUGUCGACAACAACUCUGCUGGCAAAGAGGGCACUAGAAGAGGUGGGCAGCCUGGGGAGGGGCAUUGGAUUGUAUCUUUAUGGCGUUGUGUUCAGGGGUAACUUGCUUCUGCAAGCGAAUGUGCUGGGUAAGAUCAAGGAAAACAUCGGAGUGCUCGAAUUCGUCGAAGAAUUCCAGCCGCAAUUCGCGCCUUCUCGUAGAGCGAUAGUCGACGAACUGACUGUGUGGCAAGAUACUUUGCAGAGGGUCGUGCAGCAAGAGCAGGCGUUUGUUCUUCAAUAUCAGGCUUACGUGUCUGCUUUAAGGGAAUGGUCAAAUAGGAAGUUCCACAAUGACUCUGGGGUGCAUCCCACAGUAAGCCCAGUGGUGGAUUCACAAGCAUCACAAGCACCACCUGACAGUGCACCUGCAACGGAACAAUUCUCCUCAGAAACUGCACGAGACGUUGAUGAGCAAGAAGUGCUCGAACCUUCACGAAACGCAGACAUAACGGAAUCGCGGGGACCUGGUGACCUUGGAUUGAUGGCGCCUGGCGGUGACAUGGCACCUUCGAGCGUUCCGUCAAACGCAGAGCAGGUGAAUGCUUAUGAGUUUCAAUCCAAGCCGGCUUCUUCACUAGUGCAGGUGAAUGACACCGGAGACUACAGUGCAACCAGAUUUGCUCGCCAAGUGGUCAAUGAGAAACCUCCGUAUACUCCACAUUUAAGAGAAAGCUCGCUACCGUCUGCCCAAGUUGCUGUUACAGGUCAGCCGGGGGAUGACGAAUUCGUAGCUCAUGAGGGACCAGAAACAUCCGAAGUUCUACGAGCUUCACAUUCCACUGAUGCCGGACCUGAUUUGGUUGAAAAUCCUCCGGAGAUUGAUAGGACGUCUUCUGCUAUCGAUACUGAGAUGACAGAUGUAGAUUCGGUCGUUGUGGCUUCUCAAGGAUCAGAAGCGGUCCACAAUAACUCGAACGCAGAUGCCACACAGGGGCCGCCCUUUGUGGUUCCUCGGGGAGUCAGAGGACCGUUGACCACACCUCCCAGCAUGCAUGCAUCGGCAGGGAUUCCACCUUUUUUCGCCAGAAAGGAAGACAACGAUUCAGCUGAUUCCCCGGCGAAAGAAGUACUCCCAGUUUCUGUGGCUGUAGACCAACAUGACGAAGCCAUUCGAGAAUCAAAUGGGACGAAGGCACCGAAGGAGGCAGGCAGCAGUGUGUUGUCGACAUCGCAUCAAAACGAGAGCUCGAAAGGAGUCGCUUUGGAGGACAACAGUCCUGGCAAAUCUCCCUCGUUGCCGGCAGUUCCGGUGGAAGGACUUCCUGGCACCAAAGCUGUGGGUGAACGUAUUGCGGCUGAAACAGAGGAGGCGUUUAGCGGGAGUAAAGGAGAGACGGUUCACGGGCACUUGUCCACACCUGAAUGGGUGGACAGCGAAUCGGACACAGAGCGGGGGCUGUAUGGGCGGCAGGACUCGAUGCUGUUGCCGCCACCAGAUGACGUGGAGACGUUGGAUCUUUAUUUGUCGCUGCUUCAAAGCACGUUCUUCAAGUGCGGGGCGCUCCUGUCUCGAGCUCUCUUGGCAGAUGACAGCAAGGAACUGACCUGGUUCUACCAGGAGGUACUACCCAGCAUGAGUCACCUUGGUCGCGUUUCGAUCGCGGUGGUGGCCAGUCAGCACCGUCGCGGUGUGCGGUCUGCUGCGUCUGCCGAACGUCAUCUACAGAAGAUUCGGUCAAUGCUGUUUCAUGUCACUGUUGUGGAUGAUGCCUUUCUGCAUGCAAUUUACGCGAGGGACGAACCCCCCACUUCAGAGCGCCUGGAAGCGUCAGAUUCUGAUGAGUACCGCAAGCCGAACGCGCGUGCCAGAAGUCAGAAAACAAAGAAAGACAAAGUCAAAGUCGAGGGCACACGGGUUGGCGCCGCCAUCGAAUUUGCAAAAGCGCACCUCGUCAAGCCGUGGGUCAUCGGUCUUCUGACUUUCGCGUCUCUUGUUGGUAUCGACCACUAUGGCUAUAACAGGUACUACUAAUAGUUGUGUGUGUUGUCUUGCCACGGAGCACUGAUGGGUGUGAGAGGGCGCUUGAGAAUGACGGGAUUGCUUUUUCGGCUGGGUAAGAACACAGACUUUUUACGCUUGUCUUUUCUGCUUGGCAUACAUUCAACGCGAGGGAACGCGCCGCCGUUUUGGUCAACUUUGACAAAAGCGCGCUGAUCAUGACUGAGCUCGUAUUCCUCCGAAUCCCUUUCUCCAUGUGCAGUGCUAUUAGAAAAACAUUGAGCGUAAAUAUCUUUUGAGUCGCAUACUUACUUGUGCGUGUACACGUUGUGACAAGCAGUGUGCGGCCUCGUGUACAGACUCGUGGAUUAGGCUCUGAACUUCGGCAGUAGACAAGCUCGUCAUAACUGCCCCUCUUUCAAGCCGCGUGCCAGCCCAUCUGAUGGUACAAGCAAGUGGUUCUUACGCAAUUGCUUAUGCAAACGUGUUCAUAUCUACCGUCGGCCCAGGUCCUUAAUAUGGAUAUUGCACUUUGUGGGAGAACGCGACAACGAAUUGCAGCGGACAACGGCAACUUUCACCAAACGAUAUUUGAAAGGCGUGAGUAACAUGGAAGUUGGGAAGUUUGUGUCCUACAUCGUGCAUGGGGAGGUAGCGCGACACGAGCUGCCGGAGAGCGUAGUUUGGGGAUAACGGGGUGAGAACUGAAAUUACGUUUUUAUGGUAUUUCGGCAGUUGUUCUCUCUAAACGUGACUGCUGCCUUGCCGAAGGCGCAAAUUGGUGCAUAAGGAGAAACAAUGACACGGCAGUUAACCUUUACCGGAUCAGGAUAACUCACAUCAUUUUCCAUGCGCAACCGCCGUUCUCCUCUCGUCUGCUUUAAUUGUCGCGUUUUUUUCCUAUACUUUUGCGCAGCCAACGUUCUGUCAGUUGAAGGAUGCCGCCAUCGAGCUAUUAAGGUCAGCGAAGUACAUGAUUGCCAGCUGUCUAAUUUCGCGAUGGCAGAUAGCGUUUCUCAAUGGGAACAGGUCCCCUUUUGUUUUUUUGGCAUGAGCAUGCCUCCGGCAACGUGGAUUUUUAGCCGAUUCGAUCGGGUGUUUCUCAUCGCCACGGGCGUCGUGGUGUGCCGUCUGCAACUUUUUGCAGCGCAUGACAUUUGCCUUUCUCGGCGUCGUGUUAUCGGUCACGGUGCCUCUGUGUGCAACCUGGACGUAACAAAACCCUCCUGUGGUGUGAAUGCCGUCACAGACGAAACUUACUUGGUGCACCACACAUUCACACGCAUCAGUCCGCUUCACAGUUACGCAUGUGGCAGAACACUGUAAAGUUCAACUUGACGAAUCAGCAAGCAUCCAACGCUAGAAUCUCACUAAUCCUAGAAUAAUAGCG
Toxoplasma gondii ME49 is the source of this 5064-nucleotide messenger RNA. RefSeq lists its product as hypothetical. Lineage: Eukaryota; Apicomplexa; Conoidasida; Eucoccidiorida; Sarcocystidae. The transcript is spliced from 2 exons. Bases 759 to 3707 code for a protein of 982 amino acids. The record is from RefSeq and is a predicted model, not a curated record.